Messenger RNA from Penicillium olsonii, 720 nucleotides. The record is from the annotation of a GenBank genome assembly. Lineage: Eukaryota; Fungi; Ascomycota; Eurotiomycetes; Eurotiales; Aspergillaceae.
AUGCGUUUCCACUCUGUCGCUGUUUUGACCGGCGCUACCGCUGUCGCUGCUGGCAACACUGCCAACCUUUUGCUGCCCGGCUUCGGUGGCCAGGAUCUGCAGGCUGGUAUUGUCGAGACCAACGGUGAUGCGACUACCUACAAGAUCACUUGCCCCCAGACUGUCUCUGCUGGUGCCUGCGGUAUUGCUGGCGAGGGCCUGACUGCUGUCGCUGCCCCGACCUCCAUGCAACUGCAGAACAUCAACCUGCAGGGAACCACUGGAACCCUGUCCUGCAACAUUGCUGGCACCACCUACGCCUCUUGCCAGGCUUCUGCUGGCACUGCGACUCCCUCGGGAACCCUCGGCUCUGCUGAUAUGAACUGGAUGCCGGUGACCAUCACCGGUCCUUGCUCCACCAGCACCCCGACCCCUACGUCGACUCCCACGCCGACUUCCACUGCUACCCCCACUAGCACGAGCACUGUCACCUCCACCUCUUCCACCAUCACGUCCAGCGCGAUCUCUACCCCCAAGAAGUCGUCCUCGUUCGUCGCUUCUUCUUCUUCCCACCUGAUCACCUCCACCCCUCUGGUGGCAGCUGCUACCACUGGGGCCGUGAUCUCCGGCACCGGCGCCCCUGCCGCUUCCUCCACUGCCUUCAACGCUGCCGGCCAGAUUGCCAGCAGCUUCUGGACUGUCGGUGGUGCCUUUGCGGCUCUGGCUUGUGCUUUCGCUUAG